This is a messenger RNA of Musa acuminata AAA Group (dessert banana), 2194 nucleotides long. Its product is annotated as cysteine-rich receptor-like protein kinase 44. Gene Ontology annotation, cellular component: plasma membrane. Bases 33 to 2090 code for a protein of 685 amino acids. The transcript has 7 exons. Gene Ontology annotation, biological process: protein phosphorylation. Gene Ontology annotation, molecular function: ATP binding; protein serine/threonine kinase activity. Lineage: Eukaryota; Viridiplantae; Streptophyta; Magnoliopsida; Zingiberales; Musaceae. The record is from RefSeq and is a predicted model, not a curated record.
CCGAAAAACAACGGAGGACAACCAGUUGCACGAUGCAUUCCUGGAAUUACUUCCGGAUACUUGCGCAGCUCCUCUUCCUCCUCUCCCUCUAUAACGCACGCCACACUGUAUCAUGGGAAACGUGUCCAACAGACUCCAACUUUACCACCAACAGCACCUACCAUUCCAACCUCAACCUCCUCCUCCCGUCCCUCACCUCGGCCACCGUCUCCUCCGGCUACGCGAACAGAUCUGCAGGGAGUUCCCCAGACCAAGUCUUCGGCCUGGCGCUUUGCCAACUCGACGUUUCUCAAGAUAAAUGCCAAGCUUGCCUCGCCACCGCCGUCGACACCCUCCAUAGUCGCUGCUCCUACGCAAAAGAUGCGGCUACCUGGGGAGAUCACUGCUUCCUUGCUUACUCCAACACAAAAUUCUCGGCCGAGAGCAACAAAUCAUCCUUUUACCAAAUCUUAUACAACGGAGGAGAAGUUUCGGAGACGUCGAGAUUCGUGGAUCUGGUGGGGGAAUUGAUGAAUGCCCUCAUCAACUGGGCUGCCUACAAGACGGACAGCAUGUUCGCCAUUGGAGAAGCCAACUUUACGAGCGCCACCAAUCUGUAUGGAUUGGUGCAGUGCACCAGGGAUCAGUCUGAUGAUGACUGCUUUCUGUGUCUUCGGCAGUCGUUGGCUUCAAUGCAGAGUUGUUGCUUGAAAAACCAGGGAGGGGUGGUGUUGAAGUACAGGUGCUACUUGAGGUACGAGACAUAUUCAUACUAUAAUAUGUCAGUCGCGACAUCUCCACUGCCUCCGCUGUCAUCUGCAUUCUCUUCAGCACCUCCGCCUGGAGCUACGGCCAAUCCACCGCCUCCGCCUGCUGUGGUGGACUCCAACUCUUCGUCAUCAUCGGCGAGAGAUGCAGGAAAAAAGCAGAACUCUAAAAUAGUAGUGGCUGUCGUCAUUCCCAUCCUCGGUGCUGUGAUGCUUGUGGCAGCGCUUUUGAUUUUUUUGUGGAGGACGAAAAUAUUUGCCAGAAAGUCGAAUGUUGGAGGAGCGAAAAGUCAGAAGGCAAACUCUCUGUUAUUUGAUUUGGAGACACUGAAGGUUGCAACCAACAACUUCUCGGACGCAAACAAGCUUGGAGAAGGGGGAUUUGGACCAGUUUAUAAGGGCGUACUAUGUGGUGGCCAGGAAAUAGCUGUGAAAAGACUCGCAAGAAGCUCACAGCAAGGAUUUGCAGAGCUAAGAAACGAGGUUGCGUUUAUUGCUAAGCUUCAGCAUAGAAAUCUUGUGAGGCUCAUCGGUUUUUGCUCGGAAGAAGAGAAGCUACUCGUCUAUGAGUUCCUCCCAAACAGAAGCCUAGACAAAAUUUUGUUUGAUCCCACAAAAUGUGGUCAACUAAACUGGGAAAGGCGCUACAAGAUUAUCGAAGGGAUUGCAAGAGGACUUCUUUACCUUCAUGAGGAUUCCCGCCUAAGGAUUAUUCAUCGAGAUCUAAAACCCGGUAAUAUCUUGCUAGAUCAGCACAUGAACCCCAAGAUAUCUGACUUUGGUCUUUCAAAGCUGUUGGUCGACCAAGACAGAUCAAAAGAGAGUGCUAGCCGAAUAGUUGGAACAAACGGAUACAUUGCUCCAGAGUAUGCUUUGCAUCGGCACUUCUCGGACAAAUCGGAUGUGUACAGCUACGGAGUGUUGGUGCUUGAGAUUAUAACUGGUCGAAGAAUCAGCGAGUUUCGUGGAUCAGGUCAUCGCGCAAACCUGCAGAGCUAUGCAUGGAAGUACUGGAACAAAGGGAAGGCGUUGCAGAUAGUGGAUCAAAACUUAUGUGACAGGUUUCAAAGGGAAGAAGCUUUACGAUGCAUUCGCACGGCGUUACUGUGCGUUCAAGAAAACCCCUCGAAGAGACCCACCAUGGCAUCGGUUGUUCUCAUGCUGAGCAGUUCCUCGAUGACUACUCCAUCUCCUUCUACUCCUGGGUUUCUCAUUGAGAGAAGUGGAACCACUGAUUCAAAUGAAUCCACAGGAAAUAGGUCUCCAGAAAUCAAGAACGAGAGAGAAGGCAGUUCAACGUCAAUAAAUGGAGUCUCAAUUACUGUACUGGAACCUCGACAAUAGACAGUCACAGAUCUUGCUUCAUGUUGAAACACGGUAGCUGGUUUGCCUGGUCGACAAUGGAACAUUGUCUUCCUUGAGAUUAGUUAGUGAAACUUUCGAUAGCA